AUGUCUGCAUUCCAGGAAGCACUCAGUCAAUUCAUCCUCUCAAAGGACCAACUCCAAAAAAUCGUUGACGGCAUGACCCAGGAAUUCAUCGAAGGCCUCUCAACCACCGACCCCAAGAACAUCACCCAACAACCCUCCUUCAUCACUCGUCUCCCCACCGGCCAAGAGACCGGUCUCUACCUCGCCAUCGACAUGGGCGGCACUAACCUCCGUACCGCUGCUGUUCAUCUUUUGGGUGACGGUAAAGUCGGUGUCACGAUAGAGAAGCAUGAAAUUACUCAGGAGUUGAAGACCGGGACGGGCGAGGCUAUGUUUGACUGGAUUGCUGAUUGUACUGCGUCGUUGUUGAAGACUGUUGCAGUCGAUAUGGGGAAUGCGGAUCUCCACAUGGGUGUCACCUUCUCCUUUGCCCUCCACCAGACGGCGGUAAACAGAGGAAAGGUCCUGGCGAUGGGUAAGGGUUUCGAUCUCUCAGGUGUGAUGGGCAAGGACCUGAAGGAUCUCCUCGAGACCGGGUUCGCCCGCAAGAACCUCCCCGUGACAGUCUCGGCCAUCAUCAACGACACCGUCGGCACCUUAGUCUCGCACGCCUACAUCUCGCCCUCGACCAAGAUCGGCGUCAUCCUUGCCACAGGCACCAACGCCGCUUACAUCGAGCGCGCGGCCGAGGUCUCCAAAUAUACCGGCCCCGCCUGUGGCCAGAUGAUCCUCAACACCGAAUGGGAUGCCAUGGGUAAAGCUUCGUACUUGCCCCAGACCAAAUACGACAAGGAAAUUGACGCUGUUUCCUUGGUCCCUGGGUUCCAGGAGUUUGAAAAGAUGGUUUCGGGUCUGUACAUGGGUGAGAUCUUCCGUCUGGCGCUCGUGGAUCUGAUUGAGCAAAAGGCCAUCUUCGAGUCUUCUCUGAACGGAAAAGUCCCCGAGUCCCUCCUCCCGACCAAGGCAUUCAAGACCCUGUUCAUGUCAACGAUCGAGUCUGACAGUAGCGCCGACCACCAGGCAAUCGACAAGGUCUUCAAGACCGCCUUUGGAAUCGACGGUCUCACGUCCGAGGACCGCACCAAGAUCUUUUCUCUCGUCCACGCGGUCGGCCAACACUCUGCUGCCAUGACCGCUGCCGCUUGCGCCGCCCUCCUCUACAAGGCCAAUGGUGGCUCUGUCCAACUUGAUGCCGUCAACGAGAUUACGACUAUUGGAAUUGAUGGGUCUGUGUUUGAAAAGUACCCGCAGUUCUCGCAGAAGAUGAUGAAGGAGCUGACCAAGAUUUUGGGAGAGGAUCGUGCUUCGAGGAUUCGUCUUGAGCUUGCUCGGGAUGGUGGUAGUAUUGGUGCUGCCCUUGUUGCUAUGAUCUCUCACAGCGGUGGAGCCAUCUAG
Molecule: messenger RNA, 1374 nt
Organism: Linnemannia hyalina
Lineage: Eukaryota; Fungi; Mortierellomycota; Mortierellomycetes; Mortierellales; Mortierellaceae
Source: the annotation of a GenBank genome assembly